Nanorana parkeri is the source of this 831-nucleotide messenger RNA. It is a transcript of the gene SATL1, whose product is annotated as spermidine/spermine N1-acetyl transferase-like 1. Bases 1 to 831 code for a protein of 276 amino acids. The transcript has 8 exons. The record is from RefSeq and is a predicted model, not a curated record. Gene Ontology annotation, molecular function: N-acetyltransferase activity. Gene Ontology annotation, cellular component: cytosol. Lineage: Eukaryota; Metazoa; Chordata; Amphibia; Anura; Dicroglossidae.
AUGCGCUACGGCUACGGCGUCUCAGUCACAGCGGUUAAGCCUGGCCGAGGUCACCAGCGUCCACAUCAGAGGAGCACAGAGGUGAAGAUCCCCCGUACGGCUGAGGACAGGAGACCACCAACUACGAAAGUGGAAGCAGACGGCUCAUCAGAACAAUGCGACUCCAAUCCGACUCCUAGCGCCGAGCCCAGCACCGAGGGCCCCGAGAGAGUUGAAUUCAUUGUACGAAGGGCCACACCAAGCGACUGCCGUGAUCUCCUGCGACUCAUUAAGGAACUGGCCGCCUACGAAGACAUGUUGGAUGCUGUGCAACUAACGGAGGAAGAUUUGUUGGAGGAUGGGUUUGGCGAGCGCCCCUUCUAUUCCUGUCUGAUGGCAGAACUGACACCGGAGAGCCACAGUAAGUUUCUGUCUAAUUCCGGAGGAUCUUCUAUCGGAUUCGCCAUGUAUUAUUUCACAUAUGAUCCCUGGGAGGGGAGGAGCCUGUAUCUGGAAGAUUUCUUCGUCAUGGAGCCUUAUCGGGGCCGGGGGGUCGGGUCCGAAAUACUGAAGAGAAUAAGCCAGGAAGCCAUCUCGUCCCGCUGUCGCUCUUUGUACUUCAUCGCUCUGCACUGGAACGAGCCGUCCAUCGAAUACUAUAAAAGACGAGGAGCAGCCGACCUGACCGAUACGGAAGGAUGGCAUCUCUUUCAGUUCUCCGAAGGUGACAUGAAACGCAUGGCCUCAGGGCCCCCCCCGGAGUCACGCAGGGGCCCGAUGUCCCACAGAACUAUGAAGCGUGUCAAGAAGCCGGUCGAAGAGCUCUCGAUGGUAGUGUUGCGCAUGGUUUGA